Stegostoma tigrinum is the source of this 1866-nucleotide messenger RNA. RefSeq names its product family with sequence similarity 89 member B (gene fam89b). Lineage: Eukaryota; Metazoa; Chordata; Chondrichthyes; Orectolobiformes; Stegostomatidae. The coding region runs from base 370 to 894 and encodes 174 amino acids. The transcript is spliced from 2 exons. The record is from RefSeq and is a predicted model, not a curated record.
AAUCAACAAGUUUGCAAAGGAAACAGCAAUGCCCUCACGCUUUCAGGGCGUGGUGGUAAGCCAAAGAAUAGAAUCUGCACAGAAACCGGAUCUUUUUAAACAGGAAAUCCCAGGGAGGAGGAUUUGUAGUGUGCGCGCCUGUAAGAGAAAGAGAGAGGUUUAGCUUUUAAAAUUAGAAAGGAAAGCUUAUUUUUUAAAGCAAAGAGACAGAGAGAGUGUUUGCAAAACUGGUUCCAAGUUGCACUUUUUAACAAUUUCAUUAGUUGUAGCGUUUCCUGGAGGAGGGAGUGGGAGAGAGAGAGAGGAAACUUUGACUGAGACAGCCGUGCUCUGCAUGAGCUAGGCAGACCAGAGCAGGGAACAGAGGGUAUGAACGGGGUGCAGGACGAGCCCUCCGGGAGCCUAGUCUCUGGCAUCGAGGGGCUCCCACCGUUGCCCAAGGGUCUGAGCGGUAUCCUCAAUUCCAGCGGGGGGUCGUGGAGGGACGUGGAGAGGCUGUACGCCAAGAAGACCAUGAUCCAGGACGAGCUGAGCCGGCCCCGCCUGGCCACCGAGAACUUACUAAGGAACAAGCCGGCCAAUCUAGACGCGGCCCUGGCGUUGUUACGGAAGGAGAUGGUGGGCCUGCGACAGCUCGACAUGUCCCUCCUCUGCCAACUGUGGUCGCUGCACGAGUCCAUUCAGGAAUACAAGGGUCUGUACCAGGACCUGACCUCGUCCAUGCACUCCUACGUCUCGGAAAAUGCUGACUACGAUGAUGACGAUGAGUAUGAGGCCGAGCAGGAUUGCUCAGAUCGCUGCAAGGAUGAAGCAGUGCACAAGAGCCUCAAAGUGCCCCAGACGCAGAACUCGCGGGACAAGUGGUUGCAAGAUUCCUUCCACAUUACGAUAUAAACAGCAGGCACUUUCGGUGACACUGCUUCCCGGUUCUGCCUUUCCUUUUAUAAAAAUAUCCAUUCCCGGGAUAUGCGGUUCACCAGCAAGGUCAACAUUUUAUUGUCAUCCUGUGUGGAAAUGGCGGUGAGCUGAGAGACCCUGCUCCGUUAAGUAAGGAGAGCAGAUUUCAUUUGUGGUGGGGAUGUCAGGGGGACUUGGAAUGGCCUCAUGACUUCACAAAUCCUAGAGUGGGGCAGGUGGGGUUAGGGAUGAGAGGGGGGGAUUGGUAAAGUGGAGGAAGGAGGUGGAGAGAACAGGCAGGAAUGUCGUAUCUGGUCACUAUUGGAGCUGACCCCGUUGAUUGGGCGCACAGCCCCAUGCCAAUCAUGGCCUCCUUGUGCAUUACGAAUUUGGACUGACAAACUCGCAUUGGUCUUGACUCUCCUGUUGGCUCAAUUUGCUGCUCAGGAAAUUUUCGCAAAAGGUUGUUUCUUCAUUCUGAUGCUGUCUGCUAUAGACUUUUUUUAAAAUAUCUGCGGCCAUACCAAAAUCAGGGCAAACUGUGUCCGUUCAGAAUCAGGUUUCAAACUCCAGUGAGAGUCAGUGUGUGUGGGAGUCUGUACCCCAGUGAGAAUCAGUGAGCACGAGCUGUACCCCAGUGACUGUGUGUGUGUAUGUGUGUUUGUGCGAGCUGUACCCCAGUGAGAGUCCGCGUGUGUGUGUGGAACUUGUACCCAAGUAGGAGUCAGUUUGUGAUCCUGGAUUUCUGUCCUGUUCAUCUCUCGUAGCUGGCAAUAUAAUUUGCUGACAACGAAAUUGAGAUGUUUUUCACUUUGAGACAAAACUCACGUUCAUGUUAUAUGGUUAGAAUUCUGAAAUCCAUGUUGGAAGACAGCAGCUUUUAUAUAAUUUAUAUUUAGCAUUGCUUUAUUUUUCAGUUUAGUAGCAAGACACAUUAAGUUAUACAGUACAUGAUUUUAACACAUGACA